AUGGCCAACCUCCACCCAAGGGCACCUCCUAGCCCUUCUACCCCUGAUAAAAUUGCUAUCCCUGAGCCUUACAACCACAGCUCCCGGGUAGUCUGCAGACAACUGCGUCAGAUUCAUAAAGCAUGCGGUCAAUGGCCUUGGGAGUUACUCCCUGGCCGGAUUCCAGAGGUGCUGGAUAAAAGCAUAUUGGAGCCGCUUGUUACGGCUGUUCAAUUGACUUCUGAUGUUGAAUAUAGUGUCAGUCUGUCGGAACUGACCGAAUGGCUAAUGGGUCGGGAGACAGAGGGGAUCUUGACAUCAACGCAUGCCGCUGACGCCUUGAACUGGGUUAUAUAUACCCACGACAAAAGAGCGAGCAGGAGCAGAUCCUCUCAUCGUGGUAACAGUAAAACCGAUGAAGUUUCCCCUCGGAUUAGGAAGAGGCAGCACUCAAAUGAGGAGGGAACACUUCCACAACUCCCACAUCCAGACCCGCAAUCACAGCAGAAGAAGCGCGGAGCCAAGACCAGGUCAUCUACUACCCACAGUAUGACGAAGGCUGAUGCUGAAGCUCAAUCUGAGUCUCAAACUGAAGCUCCAUCUAAGCUUAAAUCCGAGCUUGAAUUCGAGCCUGAACCUGAGCCCGGGCCUGAGCUUGAGGCUGAGCUUGAUCAUGCCAUGGAGAUGGAGAUAGAUGCAGAUAAUAGCAAUCUCAGUGGCAAUGCUGUUGAGGAUACCAAUCUAAACAAGAAACUCGGCGGAAAUGAUAUCGAAAUGGUCAACGAAGAUAUUGCAGCCUCUUCUCAACGUCUACGAAUGGCUCGCGACAAGGUGAAAGAAUAUGAGGGCUAUUUAAAAACUGAAAAACAGGCCUUCGAGGUAAUAAAUGCCUCACUAUCAGAGGCGUCAGAGGCUCACGAAGCUGCAAUCCAGAGAUGGAGAGAUGCCGUUGUCAAAGCAGACAUAAAACAGUAUGAACUAAAACAGUUCCAAAAUCUCUCCAAGUCAUUCUCUCCCGAUACACAAGCUGCGUUGGAGCAGCACAGCCAAAGCCUACAACAUCUGCACGACCAUGCAAUUGGGGCAGAAAAAGACGCCGAAGAGAAGCUCCGAAUGCACCGUCGUGAAUUCUGCAUCCUUGAGGAGAAGAGAGAUUUAAAGGAGGGCACUAUGAAGAAAAUAUCAGCACGGAUUAGGCGAUAUCAAGACGAGGUUGAUGCAGAAGAACUGAGAUGUCAAAGGUUGUUGGCAGAGCAUUAUCUGGAGCUUUUAAGCAACGACAUCAUACAGGGUAUUUCCACUACCGAUUUAUCAUAUGCGAGGAUUCUUGAGAUUAAGUUAGAGCGUGAUCAGAGACUUUGGUAUAUGCAAAGAUAG
Fusarium sp. VM40 is the source of this 1356-nucleotide messenger RNA. The record is from the annotation of a GenBank genome assembly. NCBI's taxonomy places the organism in Eukaryota, Fungi, Ascomycota, Sordariomycetes, Hypocreales, Nectriaceae.